GUGGAUCGGUGCUUCCCUGAACCAAUUUCCCUCUCUUGACCACAUACCCGGGCGUCAGCAUACCCGUAGUAGAUUUGUGGCCAAACCUCGAUUGCUUGUAAGUCGCGCGGCGGAGGCUAGACCCAGCACUAGGCCGAUUGUGCAGGCCCCAGGCCGCUGAGCGGGAGCUACCCGGAGCCGCCGGCAGUGCUGGCCUGCACGGCCGCUUAGGCCCAAAGCAUCGUUCGCCCCCUGACACUAGACGGAGAUCUCCUGCUGCCUAGCAACAGCAGCGGCGGUUGCAACACCCGCGGUAGCAGCAGCAGCAGUAGCAGCAGCGGCGGCAACGGCGGCCAGUCGUGAUGGCGGGCGCUAAACGGGACGCCAAAUGGCUCAAGGACCAGCUGUCGCGGGUGCUGGGCUGGGAUGACCUGAUCCUGGAGGGGCUGGUGGACACGGUGGCGGCGGCGGCGGGGCCGGGCGGCGACCGCGCGGAGGUGGACUCAGUGGUGGAGAACUUCAUGGCGGACAGUCCAGCCGGCAUCGCCAUCAUCAACGAAUUCCUCAACGGCACCUCGGCGGGGGCUGCGGCCGGGGCCGGAGCAAAGGCCAAGCCGGCGGCGCCAGCAGCACCAGCAGCAGCAGCACUGGCGUCCAGGGCGGCAGGGGGAGCCGCGGGGUCAGGGGCAGGACGUGGCGGCGCGGCGGCGGCGGCGGCGGCACCUGCGCCGGCGGCCGCCCCCAGGGCCUCCUACGCGUCCUCCACAGCGGCGGCGGCGCCGGCAGCAGCGGCAGUAGCAGCAGCAGGCGGUGGGGGUGGUGGCGCCAACGGCCGCGCUGCCCCCGCACCGUACAAUCCUCUGGGCCACCACCAGCAGCAGCAGCAGCAGGCUGGCAGUAGCAGUAGCAGUAGCGGCAGGGGCGGCGGCAGUAGCACCGGUGCUGCCAAGGGCGGGGCGGUGCCGGGGGCCGCGCCGCCUGGGUGGCAAGCGCUCACGGCGGGAGGCGGCGGCGGCGGCGGUGGCGGCAGUAGCAAGCACGCUGCGGCCGAGGAGGAUGACUUCGGGCGAUUCGUGACGGAUGGCAGGGCGGGCGGCCGGGUUGCAGGUGGCGGCGGCGGCGGCGGCAGCAGGGGCGGCAGCAGCAGGGACCUUCAGGCCCUGGAGGCUAGCGCGGCAGGGGCUGAGAAGCCCGGCGGCGGCUUGGGACCGGCUGCUGCUGCUGGCGGCGGCGGCGGCGGCGGUGAUGGCAAGGUGUUGGGCAUGUUCAAGGCGGGUGGCCGCAUCAAGGCGCCGGCGGCCAAGCCCGGUGCUGCCGGGCGGGUGGGCGAGGGCGGCGCACUGGCGGCUGCGGCCGCACUGGAGCGCAAGGUGGUCAACUGCCUGGGGUGCGGCAAGAUCUACGACUGCCGCAAUGUCACCAACGACAUCAUUCGAUUCCUGGACCGCGGCGGCACCUGCACCUUCUGUGGCGAUGCCGUGCCGCUAACCUACAAGGACCGGCAGCAGGCGGCGGAGGCGGCGGCGGCAAAGGCGGAAGCGGCGGAGGCAGCGGAGGCAGGGGGCGCGGACGCGGAUGCAGCCACCAUUGCAGCUCGUGCGUUCAAGGACCGGCUUGUGGAGUACGACCGCAACGCCGCCAAGCGCACCACCGUCAUCGACGACCAGUCAGACUUCUUUGAGAUCGACACCAAUGCCUGGCUCAGCGACCAGGAGCGUGAGGAGCUGCGGCGGCGGCGGCAACUGGAGGAGGAGGCGGAGGCAGCCCGGCGCAAGCGGCUGACCUACACCAUCGACCUCAUCGGGCGCAAGGUGGUGUUGGAUGAGGACGUGCGCCGGGCGGAGGAGGAGGCGGCGCGGCAGGCGGCGGAGCGGGCCGCCGCCGCCGCGCGCGCCGCCGCCGCCGCCGACGCGCUGCGCUACACGGACGGCCCGGGCGGCAGCAGUGGCUACGGCGAUGGGGUGGCGUUCAGGGGCAAUGCCAUGAACGGCCAGGCGGGCGGCCCCACCCGGGAGCAGGUGGAGGAGGCGCUGGCGGCGCUGCGCCGCAUGAAGGCCUGCCUCAACCCCGCAGCCCUCACAGCGCUGGGCGGAGCCGCAGGCGGCGGCGGUGCCGACGGCGGGCCGGCCGCCGCCCCGCUGUUCCUACCCGUGCCCACACCCGGCGGCGGCGGAGGAGGAGGAGGAGGAAAAGGCGGGGACAAGAAGGUGGCUGCGGCGGCGGGCGCAUCGGGGAAAGGCGGCUCUAGCGGGCGGAGUGGGCCGGCGGGCGCGGAUGGCGGCAAGUCGCGGUAUGCAGGCCGCGCUGUGGGCGGCGGCGGUGGCGGCGGCGGGCGAGUGCAGCACGAGCUGGGCUCCGAGUUUGACGCGUUCGGGGCGGAGCUGGUGCUUGACGAGCUGAUGGGGGGAGCGCUGCUGGACAACCAGGAGCAGCUGAUGCAGCAAGGAGGCUCGUGCGCCAGCGCGGUCGCCGUGUCGCCCGCCGAAAUGGCGCCGAGCGCACCCGCCCAGACUCGCGCAGCCGCGUUACCGCACCCCCACACGACAAACAUUUCACUGGGGUGCACUGGGCAUUGCAGCAGCGACAGCGGCAACAGCAGCGGCGCACAGGACGGUACCAGCACCGGUGCCCCCAGUACCCCCGCACCCGCACCCGCCACCACCACCACCACCACAACCACCACCACAACCACCGUCGCACCCGCACCGCUGAGCACCCGAGACCUGCUCAGAUACGCGCGGGGUCUGGGCGCCUGGCUGCCCUCCCAGUCUCAGCUGCCGGCGCCAGCAUCGCCUGGCCCCCCUCCCGCAGCUGCAGCAUUAGCAGGAGCAGCACCGGCAGUAGCAGCGGCAGGACCGGCAGCAGCACCGGCAGUAGCAUCAGCGGCGGCCCCGGCCCCGCUCCCGGCCUGGGGCCGGCAUGCCGGCGCACCGCCGCCGCCGUCAACGCCACAGCAAGCAGCAGCGGCAAUAGCAGGCCGGGGGGCGAUGUGGACACCUCCUGCGCCUCCAGGCCCGGUCCCUGGGCUUGGGCCGGGAUCGUUGCCGGGGUGGAGGCCAGUUGCGGGGCCUGGGGCGAGCCGCAGCGACAGCAGCGAUGACUUUCCGGCUCUGGGCUCUGCGCCAGCUCGAAGCCGAGCGCAGGAGCGGGCGGCGGCAGCUGCAGCUGCAGCAGCAGCGGCGGCAGAGGCGGCAGCGGCAGCGGCGGCAGCUGCUGCAAGGGAAGGGCUGGGGCAGCAGCCAUGUGGGAGCGUAGGGGAGCUGCCGCAAGGACAGCAGCAGCAACAGCAAUUGCAACUGCAACGGUCGUGGCAGAACCAGCCGCAGCCGGGGGAGCGGCGGCAGCAGAACAAACGCACGCGGCCGCUGAUUGAAGGGCCGUACGACAUCUGUCCGCCCGACAUGGCGCCCUCCACCUCCGGAUCCGGAUCCUACGCCGCCGCCAGCAAGAGCUCGGGUGGUCCGGCGCCGCCGCCGGGCGGGCGGGCCGUGCCUGGUCUGCCGCCUGGUCUGGUCCUGAUCAAGGGCUUCUUGUCCAUGUCGGAGCAGAUCAAAAUCGUGCAGGCUGUGCGGGAGCUGGGCCUGGGCCCGGGCGGCUUCUACCCGCCCUCCUACUCGGGCGGCGGCCGGCUGCAGCUGCGCAUGAUGUGCCUGGGUCUGCACUGGGAGCCGCGCACCAGCAAGUACGAGGCCACUCGCUCCUCCUACGACGGAGCCAGGCCGCCGCCCAUACCCCCCCUGCUGGCCCAGCUGUGCGCCAAGGGGCUGGCGGCAGCCAACGCCGCCGCCGCCGCCGCGGGCGGGUCGGCCGCCGCCGCGCUGCCGCCGCUGCAGCCCGACAUCUGCCUCGCCAACUUCUACGAGCGCUCGGGGCGGCUGGGUAUGCACCAGGACAAGGACGAGCAGCCCGACUCGCUGCGCGCGGGGCUGCCGGUGGUCUCGCUGUCGCUGGGGGACGCCGCGGACUUCCUGUACGGCAGGAGCCGGGAGCCGGAGGAGGCGGCCAGCGUGCGGCUGGAGUCGGGCGACCUGCUGGUGUUUGGUGGCCCCAGCCGAAUGAUCUUCCACUCUGUGGCCAAGAUCCACCCCAACACCGCCCCCUCGGAGCUGGUGCGCGCCACGGGGCUGCGGCCCGGCCGACUCAACCUCACCUUCCGCCAGCACAAGCGGUAGACGACGUAGACGGCGAGGCACGACUGUGUGUGGAGGCACGAGUGCUCACUUCAGUCAACCGGGGUGUGUGUAUGUGUGUGUGUGUCUGUGUGUGUCUGUGUGUGUGUGUGUGUGUGUGUCUGUGUCUGUGUCUGUGUGUGUGUGUGUCUGUGUGUGUGUCUGUGUGCGUGUGUGUGUGUCUGUGUCUGUCUGUGUGUGUGUCUGUGUGUGUGUCUGUGUGUGUGUGUGUGUGUGUGUGUGUGUGUGUGUGUGUGUCUGUGUCUGUGUCUGUCUGUGUGUGUGUCUGUGUCUGUGUGUGUGUGUGUGUGUGUGUGUGUGUGUGUGUGUGUGUGUGUGUGUGUGUGUGUGUGUGUGUGUGUGUGCGCGGUGCCCUCGCUCGCGUGUCACGGAGCCCACUAAGCCACCUGUUGCUGUGGGAAGUCAGCGCGCGAGGUACCGGCGUGGGGAAUGUCUGCGGGCCGGCAGCAGGCGUGAUGAGCUGGAUAGGUGCGUGGAUUGGUGUGGCGACUGGGCGAUGAUUGGCUUGCUGCGGUCAGUGCGUGUGCCUAUGUGUCCGGUGCGUAAGGCUGAAGAGUGUCAGGCAAGAAACGUACGGGAGUUCAGUGUUAUUGUAUGUACGGUACGUUAGAUCGACGGGGUACGUUUGGGGUUGGAUGGAAUGGCGCACGCCGGUUGUGGUACGUUGCUUGUGGUGUUAUGAUAUGGCUGGCUGGCACGUGGCUGGCUGGCACUCACGUGCCAGUCGAUGUGUAGUGCGGGUGGUGAGCGGGCGGCAGGAUGUCGUUUAUUCGUUGUGUGCAGGUAUUGGUCCAGUUGGUGUUGGGGGGCGUGUUGCCCAUCCAGGGCAGUAAGAGGCCUGGCAUCAUGGCAUGUCGGAGCGGGCCAGCAUGCAUGCAGGGGGGGGGGAGUGGCCGAGGCCUGAAUGGGGCCUGAACCGCCACCCAUUACGGUGUUAUUCCGUAGCGGUCCCCCAAUUCCCCAGAGACAAAUGCCCUGCCACUGAAGUAGAUAGAACUCCUUUUCGCAGCGCGCGGUGCUUGGAUAAUCUAGACUCUAGAGAGUCUAGGCGGGCACUCAGCCUGCACGACUGCACGGCAGAGCUACACGCGGCCUCAACCCGGGUGAUA
Molecule: messenger RNA, 5278 nt
Organism: Chlamydomonas reinhardtii
Lineage: Eukaryota; Viridiplantae; Chlorophyta; Chlorophyceae; Chlamydomonadales; Chlamydomonadaceae
Exons: 20
Coding region: 342-4151 (1269 amino acids)
Biological process (GO): oxidative RNA demethylation
Cellular component (GO): cytoplasm; nucleus
Molecular function (GO): broad specificity oxidative DNA demethylase activity; ferrous iron binding; oxidative RNA demethylase activity
Source: RefSeq, a predicted model, not a curated record